Talaromyces proteolyticus is the source of this 963-nucleotide messenger RNA. Its product is annotated as kinase-like domain-containing protein. NCBI's taxonomy places the organism in Eukaryota, Fungi, Ascomycota, Eurotiomycetes, Eurotiales, Trichocomaceae. The record is from RefSeq and is a predicted model, not a curated record. Gene Ontology annotation, molecular function: protein serine/threonine kinase activity; ATP binding. The transcript has 2 exons. Gene Ontology annotation, cellular component: cytoplasm. Gene Ontology annotation, biological process: protein phosphorylation. The coding region runs from base 1 to 963 and encodes 320 amino acids.
AUGGUUUGGCAUACUACAUGGGUGUUAAUCAGCGUUUUUCUCACCAUCAUCCUGUCUACCCAAUUCAACAUCCAAUUCGGACGCACCAUCUACCAGGGAGAAAAGAGUGAAAAAGCACAACAGAUUUUUGCUCCAACAUGUGCUGUAGGAACUUGCGACGGCGAAUACCGCUAUCUGAAACAGGUGGGCGAGGGUUCUUAUAGUACGGUGUUAGAGGCACAGUCAUCGACUACCGGCGACCUUGUUGCUAUCAAAGUCUUCAACAAGAAGGAAGGACGAGAAACCUUUGAGGAGUACAUUGAGAAAGUCGAGUCUGAAUUCAAACUAGCCUCUCAAUUAGUACAUCCUAAUAUCAUCCGAUCGCUCGAACUAAGGCAGGAGGAAGAAACAUGGUUGUAUAUCAUGGAGAGUUGUGAGACUCCGUUGAUUACAAAACUGCUCUCCGAGAGCAUGACUCAAAAUGAUAUAUCAGAUGUAUUUGUGCAACUUUUGAAAGCUGUACAAUAUCUACAUAUGAGAGACAUUGCGCAUCGCGACAUCAAAAUCCACAAUAUACUAUUAUGUAGUGACGGAAAUGCUAAGCUGAUUGAUUUUGGCGAAGCAUUGAACUUAACUCGGGCUGAAGGCCCGACAACAGACUUUGUCGGUACAUACGAAUAUAUAGCUCCUGAAAUGUAUAGAGCAGAGCCAUAUGACGCUUUAAAGGCGGAUGUCUGGGCAUUAGCUAUCCUCUUUUCUGCGCUAUCGCUACAAGAAUAUCCCUGGCAUCGGGCUCAGAUGAGCGACUCUAAUUUCUCUGCCUCUGUCGAUAACUCAUUCAACGCUCUCUUGGCCCGUCUUCCAAUAAAGUCGCGCCACGUAAUCUCGCAUAUGCUGAAGAUCGAGCCAGCGAACCGGGCUGACCUCCAUGAUAUCUUUGAUGACCCUUGGAUUCAAGAAAUCAGCAAGAAGCAGAUGUGUUGA